CCUGGGCCCGAGCUGCCGGAGCUCGGCCGGGGCGAUGUGGAGCGCGGGCCGCGGCCGAGCUGCCGGACCGGCGUUUGUAGGGCUGCUGCUGACUCUCUUGGUGCCAGGCAGCGGUGCCGCCAAGACCGGCGCGGGACUCGUGACCUGCGGGUCGGUGCUGAAGCUGUUCAACACGCAGCACAGGGUGCGGCUGCACUCGCACGAUAUCAAAUACGGAUCCGGUGCGCAGAGGCCCGUGAAUGGGGCAUCGUCAGGGGGCGGAGCCCGGGGCUGGGACGGAUCCCGUGGCGGCUCGGAGGGCGGGUGUCCGCGUGGGUCCCCGGUGCGCUGCGGGCAGGCGGUUCGGCUCACCGUGCUCACCGGUAAGAACCUACACACGCACCACUUUCCGUCGCCGCUGUCCAAUAACCAGGAGGUGAGCGCCUUUGGGGAAGACGGUGAGGGUGACGACCUGGACCUGUGGACCGUGCGCUGCUCAGGGCAGCACUGGGAGCGAGAGGCUGCCGUGCGCUUCCAGCACGUGGGCACCUCCGUGUUCCUGUCGGUUACCGGGGAGCAGUAUGGGAGCCCCAUCCGUGGGCAGCACGAAGUGCAUGGUAUGUCCAGUGCCAAUACACACAAUACGUGGAAGGCCAUGGAAGGCAUCUUCAUCAAACCCAGUGUGGAUCCCUCUGCAGGUCACGAUGAACUCUGAGUGCCAUGGAUGGGUGGAUGGAGGGCAGAAGGGUGGGGCAUCUACAGGACCACUCUUGGUGGAGACUUUGGGUUUGUAGGGGUUUUCAAGUGCCUUUGUGAUUAAA
This is a messenger RNA of Puma concolor (puma), 800 nucleotides long. Lineage: Eukaryota; Metazoa; Chordata; Mammalia; Carnivora; Felidae. The record is from RefSeq and is a predicted model, not a curated record.